GAGGUGGAACAGCCAGUGGUCCAACAAGUAGUGGCACCACAACCACCCGUCUAUUAUCCUGUUUACUAUCGGCGACGAUGUUUUUCGGGUGAUACGGUUGUCAUUACUGCUCAAGGUAACAAAACGAUGCGUCAGUUACAAAUUGGAGAUUAUGUUCUUACUAAAGAAGGUGAUUCGGUGCGAUAUACUACAGUGAAAUCUUUCCUUCAUCGUCUACCAAAUCAGGCAACUGACUUUCUCUGGCUGCAACUCUCUGAUGGAAAUUCGCUGAAAAUCACACCAUAUCAUUUCGUUUAUCGCACUCAGUGCAACAGUAAGAGGCCAACUAUUCAUAUGCUUUAUGCAAAUGAGCUGCAAGAAGGCGAUUGCUUGUUCACUGUCAAUUCUACGCUUGGUUCGGGUAAAGCUUAUUUGCUGUCGAAGAAGGCAGUAACAGAAUUUGGUGCCUAUGCACCGCUCACUGAAUCCGGAGAUAUCAUUGCCAACAACGUUUAUGUAUCUUGCCAUGGCCAUCUCAGGCCAAGCCAUUUGGCUCAUACAUUCGUUUAUUGGAUGCAAGCAAUCCAGCGAUGGUUCUCUGGCGAAAAAUCACAAAAAAGGAUCGAUUUGCCUUUUGGCACACACUUCUUCCUGGAAAUACUCGAGUAUAUCAUUCCGCUUUCAUAA
Gongylonema pulchrum is the source of this 666-nucleotide messenger RNA. The record is from the annotation of a GenBank genome assembly. NCBI's taxonomy places the organism in Eukaryota, Metazoa, Nematoda, Chromadorea, Rhabditida, Gongylonematidae.